Bufo bufo (common toad) is the source of this 2246-nucleotide messenger RNA. Its product is annotated as oocyte zinc finger protein XlCOF22-like. The transcript is spliced from 8 exons. Gene Ontology annotation, molecular function: DNA-binding transcription activator activity, RNA polymerase II-specific; RNA polymerase II cis-regulatory region sequence-specific DNA binding. The coding region runs from base 191 to 2230 and encodes 679 amino acids. The record is from RefSeq and is a predicted model, not a curated record. Gene Ontology annotation, biological process: regulation of cytokine production; regulation of immune system process; negative regulation of transcription by RNA polymerase II. Gene Ontology annotation, cellular component: nucleus. NCBI's taxonomy places the organism in Eukaryota, Metazoa, Chordata, Amphibia, Anura, Bufonidae.
GGAAUUAGUGGUUCGGCCAGCUGAAAAUAAGCAUCCAAUGAGAAGAAGGAGAAAUGAGGAGUUGGAGCCGCGUCACCAGUGGCAUGGCACAGAAUCAUCUUUAAAGAUGAAAGCCUUAUUGGUGACAAUGAAUUUCGGCACUGAAUUCAGCUUUCUAAAGCCAAAAAAUAGAUAUUUUUCUAAUUGAGGGAUGGACAAGGACAGAAAACAGAUGUCUGAGAGAAUAUUAAACCUCACCCUAGAGAUCAUCUACCUGCUGACUGGAGAGGAUUAUAUAGUAGUGAAGAAUGUAACCGAAGAGGGAGAAGAAUGGAGCAGGAACCAGGAUCCUAUCAUGAUGUCUCCACCUCAUUCACUGACACAUGAGAGAGACAACUAUCAGGAGAUCCUGGACCUCACCAACAAGAUCACAGAGCUGCUGACUGGAGAGAUUUCCAUAAGAUGCCAGGAUGUCACCGUCUAUUUCUCCAUGGAGGAGUGGGAGUAUUUACAAGAACACAGGGAUCUGUACAAGGAUAUUAUGAUGGGGAAUCACAUUGCUUCACCAGAUGAAUCCAGUAAGGAAGAAAUGCCACAUAUAUCUCCCAAUCUAUAUUCUGAGGUUUAUCCAGAGAGAAAUCAGAAACUCUCAAAGCUUGAUCAGGUUGCAAAUGUGAGCGAUAUAAAACCUGAAGAUAUAACAGAACAGGAAGAGAGAUGUGCGACUGUGACCCAGAUGUGCAAGGAGGAAGAAAUAUCUGAAGAAUUUGGCAUCGCAGAUCCAUGCACCCAAGAUUUUGUGCAAAGUGUCCCUAAUGUCCUUUUAUCUCCAGAUUUUGAACUACAAAAUAACAAUAUCAAAGAAGACAAUCAUAGAGAACAUUCCUCAGCACUUCUCACCGCAAACAUGCUGUUUAUCCUUCACAGCAGAGAUCUGUCUACUGAUCCCACCAAUCACAAGGAACCUUCUUCUGGUCAAUCACAGAUUAUUAAACAAAGUGCAGGUGAUACAGGGUGUAAACUAUUUCCAUAUUCUGAAAGUAAGCAUCUUUUUAAAAUGAAAUCCAAUAUUUCUAUGCACAAAAGAAUUCAUAGAUAUGAGAAUCAAAAAGGGCCCAGAGGGGAAAAGCCAUUUUCUUGUCCAGAAUGUCAAAAACGUUUUUCUCAUAAAUCCCAUUUUAUUGUACAUCAGAGAAGUCACAAAGGGGAGAAGGCUUUUUCAUGUUCAGAAUGUGGGAAACAUUUUACUCGGAAAGCAAAUCUUGUUGAACAUCAGAAAAUUCACACAGGAGAGAAGCCAUUUUCAUGUUCUGAAUGUAAGAAAUGUUUUAUCCAAAAAUCAGAUGCUGUUAAACAUCAGAAAUCUCACACAGGGGAGAAGCCAUUUUUAUGUCCAGAAUGUGGGAAAUGUUUCGGCCAAAAGUCAAAUCUUAUUAAACAUCAGAAAACUCACACAGGGGAGAAGCCAUUUUCAUGUUCUGAGUGUGGAAAAGGUUUCACCAGAAAAUCAAAUCUUACUGAACAUCAAAGAACUCACACCGGAGAGAAGUCGUAUUCAUGUCCAGAAUGUGGACAAUGUUUUAUCCAGAGAUGGGAUGCUAUUAAACAUCAGAAAGUUCACACAGGAGUAAAGCCAUUUUCAUGUCCAGAAUGUGAGAGCAGUUUUUACCAUAAUUCACAACUAAUUAUACAUCAGAGAACUCACACAGGGGAGAAGCCAUAUUCAUGCUCAGAAUGUGAAAAAUGUUUUACGAGGAGAUCAAGUCUUAUUGAACAUCAGAGAAUUCACACUGGAAAGAAACCAUUUUCUUGUUCUGAAUGUGAUAAAUCUUUUAUGCACAAAUCAGUUGCUGUUAAACAUCAGAAAUCUCACACAGGGGAAAAACCAUUUUUGUGUUCAGACUGUGGGAAAUGUUUUUUCCAGAAGUCAUAUCUUGUUAAACAUCAGCGAACUCACACAGGGGAGAAGCCGUUUUCGUGUUCUGAGUGUGCAAAAUGUUUCACCAGGAAAGCUAAUCUUGUUGACCAUCUGAGAACUCACACAGGGGAGAAACCAUUUUCUUGUUCAGAGUGUGGAAAAUGUUUUCGUCAAAAGUCUGAUGCUGUUCAUCAUCAGUUAAUCCACUCGGGAGUGAAACCAUAUUCAUGUUCAGACUGUGGGAAUUGCUAUAAGUAUAGAGCAGCUCUUGCUAAGCAUAAGAAGCAGAGCCAUUUAAAUGUUCAGACUGUAAAUGCUUUAUCUCAAAUGUAGUGCUCUGGAGAAAUAU